This is a messenger RNA of Cavia porcellus (domestic guinea pig), 4664 nucleotides long. RefSeq names its product glycoprotein M6B (gene Gpm6b). The record is from RefSeq and is a predicted model, not a curated record. Bases 394 to 1311 code for a protein of 305 amino acids. The transcript has 8 exons. Gene Ontology annotation, biological process: negative regulation of serotonin uptake; neuron projection development. Lineage: Eukaryota; Metazoa; Chordata; Mammalia; Rodentia; Caviidae. Gene Ontology annotation, cellular component: membrane raft; plasma membrane.
GCAAGAAGAAAGGAGGGAGGGCAGAGGGAGAGAGAUCUUAAGAAAGAGAGCAAGAAGCAAGAGCCUGUGGGGGAGCAGAUCCUCCCCCGGCCGGCCGCAUUGAGAGUGGGGGUACAGUCGGGUGCAGAAUGGCUGUUUUAUAACUGGGAUCCUCGCUGACGUAUGGCUGCCGGCUCCUUGGCAGCUGUCUUUAUGGACCAGUAGGCAGAGCGAAAUUGACGCUGACAAGACUUUUGCAUCUUGGAAGGAACUGUAAUCUACUGUAGUGAAGAACAGAGCCUCUCAAUCAGGCGGGUGUAAAUAAGAGACCGAGGGGAGCCCAAAAGAAAAGGAAGAGGAGGGAAAAAAAGCGUGCAUUAGGGGGAGCAGGCAAAAGCAUUUUUGGUGGAUGGUAUGAAGCCAGCCAUGGAAACUGCAGCCGAGGAAAAUACUGAACAAAGCCAAGAGAGAAAAGUGAACAGCAGAGCUGAAAUGGAAAUUGGCAGGUACCACUGGAUGUACCCAGGCUCAAAGAACCACCAGUACCAUCCUGUGCCAACCCUGGGGGACAGGGCUAGCCCCUUGAGCAGUCCAGGCUGCUUUGAAUGCUGCAUCAAGUGUCUGGGAGGAGUCCCCUACGCCUCCCUGGUGGCCACCAUCCUGUGCUUCUCUGGAGUCGCCUUGUUCUGCGGCUGUGGGCAUGUGGCUCUGGCGGGCACCGUGGCAAUUCUUGAGCAACACUUCUCCACCAACACCAGUGACCACGCCUUGCUGAGUGAAGUGAUACAGCUGAUGCAGUAUGUCAUCUAUGGAAUUGCGUCCUUUUUCUUCCUAUACGGCAUCAUUCUGCUGGCAGAAGGCUUUUACACCACGAGCGCGGUGAAGGAGCUGCACGGAGAGUUCAAAACCACUGCCUGUGGUCGAUGCAUCAGCGGGAUGUUCGUCUUCCUCACCUAUGUGCUUGGUGUGGCCUGGCUGGGUGUGUUUGGUUUCUCGGCAGUGCCUGUGUUCAUGUUCUACAACAUAUGGUCCACCUGUGAGGUCAUCAAGUCACCGCAGACCAACGGCACCACGGGUGUGGAGCAGAUCUGUGUGGACGUGCGGCAAUACGGUAUCAUCCCUUGGAAUGCUUUCCCAGGAAAAAUCUGUGGCUCCGCCCUGGAGAACAUCUGCAACACUACCGAGUUCUACAUGUCCUACCACCUGUUCAUUGUGGCCUGUGCUGGAGCUGGUGCCACCGUCAUUGCCCUGCUGAUCUACAUGAUGGCUACUACAUAUAACUAUGCGGUUUUGAAGUUUAAGAGUCGGGAAGAUUGCUGCACUAAGUUCUAAAUUGCAUAAGGCCAAUAAGGAGCGUUAGCGAGCUCUACUCUGUAGCAUGAAUAUCACUGACACUCCAGACUAAAGCAGAGUCUAGGUUUCUGCAGUUUUGUGACAGUAAUUUGUAAAUAGCUUCAGUUAACUCCUUUUGCAUGGUAGAAUAAAAUGACUUACUGUACAUGAAUUACAAAAUAAUGAGAUCUGCCCAUUUCUCCAUUUUGAAAAGGAUUCGCUUACUGACGUUGGUGAGCAUCCUUUGACAAUAACUUUCUUGAGUCUUUGAGCAGAAUGUCUACAUGAAAAAAUUAAUGCUUUGGCACCCCUGCAUUUUGUUAUUUUUGCUUGCUUGGUUACCAGAUUCAAUGAUGAAAGAGAAAUGUUUUAAUUUGGAUUUUGUUCUGUCACAUUCUUAAUAGAAAAUAUUUUGCAAAUAUAUUUUAACUUGAAGGUUCUUUUUUUAUGACAGCACGGUUCAGUAACAGUUGUCCCCUUAUAUCCAAUGAAAAUUUGAAGAAAAGGGGCAUCGCCCAUUUGAGUUCUCUGCAAAAAGGAUUUAUUUUCAUAUAAUUUUUUGGCCUAACAAUCAUUUCUUUAGAGCCUACCAAAUUGGAAACCUUAAAUUGUUGUCUUUUGGCGAGUGGUUAACUGUGUUUUUGUAGCUAGGUUUCAAGCUGCAUGAAAGAUUUUAACAGUAAGAGAAAUUGGGUGCUGAUCUGAAGGUUUCAAAUAUGUUGAGAAGGAAGUAUGAAAUAGAAGGAAACUGAGAUGUAGAUUUAUUUGCAGGAAAUGUGAGGAAAUAAACUGGAAAGAAGUUCUAGAGAAGAAUUUUUAUAUUUUGUGAAAUAAUGGCAGUAAUAAAAUGAAAAACGUAGUUUCAUUACUAAAAUUUUGUUAACAUAGAGACUGCAUGCUUUCCCCAUAGUUCUUAACUUUGGUUUUGACAUUUUAAUUUUUUCCAUGUUAAAUAUGUAGUUUUUAAAUUAUUUACUGGAAAUAAACACUGUUCACACUUUUAGGCCUUUGGGGGAAAUUGAUUUUUAUCCACAGGCUGAAAAGAUCUUUGCGCUGCCUUCACUUAGAACACGUUUUGCAACUUCCGUGUUAGUCUUUACAAUUACCCUCAAAAUGGUAAAAAACACCCUUUUGUAUCUCAUUUUUGCUUUUUCUUAACAAUAACUUUGGCCAUUUUCCCCCCAAUUUGCUCUACUUGUGUACUAACUUUUCUCUGGCCUUUUAAUACAAAGCAUACUGUUACAGCAUGCUCUCAGCGUCUGCCACCUCCGCAAGCAGAAUGAGUAGUCAUGAGUAUUAUUAAUACCGUCCUGUCCCUGCCGAGUGCGUCUAAUCUGACUAGCAGCUCGCUUUGCCUUCUCACAUGCUCACUAGCCAUCAUGCUCACCCUUCUUUUCCAGAUCCACUUCCUCAUGAUACUGUCUUCUAACUGGGCUUACUUAAAGGAUGCAAGCAAAAUGCAGGCUUACCACGAUAUCAAAGCAAAGGAAGAACAGGAACUGCAAGACAUCCAGUCUCGGUCAAAAGAACAACUCAAUUCUUACACAUAAAUGUUUGCCAGAGUGUUUCAGCCGACGAAUUUACAGCUCUGACAAAUCAUCAGACAGCUGCUCUGCAGUACAGAUGUGUAUCCCACCAAAUAAACUAAUGUAGAUGUAUCAACACUUCACUGUCUGUCUCAAGCUGCUGGGAUGUAUCUCUAGGAAAAUCUUCCAGUGGGUAAAUCUUUUUUCUUUAGGACAAAUAUUGCAGGUUUCACAUUAGCCAUUUUAAAAGGCAACACUUUGACAAAGAUUGUCCAUUCUUUUGAAAUUUGUGGCAUGGACAUACUUAUUUUUAGAGCGAAUCUACCAAGGUAGGUGAUGGGAAUGUGUCACACUCCUUGGUAGGGACCAUUGACAAGCCAACAUCUAGGGUGCAACCAUAAAUUCACAUAUGCCAUCAUCUGUCUUCAAACAUUAUCUAUAUAGGAAAUAAAAUGGAAUUGGUAUGUUCCAUCUCUGACAGCUGACAUUUAUCAAACCUGGAUUCUUACAAGUGACUUUAAAAACAUUUGCACCCCCUCAGUCAAGAUCCAUUAAUUUCUUCAACCAAUAAGAAAUCUAUUUUUCAAUAAUGCUAAAAUGAGCUACAACAACUCUGUUGAACUUACCACUGAAGAAGCUGGGCUCUGACUCACUAAGCUUUCCAGAAUCAAUUUUAUAAUAGAUUUCAUUUUAACAAAAUACUGAUCCAGUUAUUAUCAUUCUUCUCUGGAAGUAAAUGUCAGCUCUGCCUUAAUGAGUAUUGCUUUAAAUUUCUAAGAAUUUGUAUUAUAACAGACCCCAAAAUCCUCCACAGAAUUUUUUUCCAUAGCUAUUUUUAAGUAAAAAGUGUUACCUUAUUAAAAUGACCACCAUUCUAAAGCAUUUUUAAGUGGUCUGAAUAGUGAGUUUACAGUUUCAUACCAACUAUCUAAAAACCUAACUGCAAAUUGACCACAGACCUCUAACCUCCUACUUUUAUAAACUUGAAUACAUAAAUAAAUUAGGGCUGGUAUUUAUUCCGUAUUUUUUUCUUAUCUAAAACUUAAGUUUCCUGGAAUAAUAAUGUCUGAUGUUCAGCAAGAAAACUGCUUGAGUUUAAGCCAUUUUCAAAAGAAAUUUGCCUUCUAAAUCAUUGUGUUCCAGAACAUUAAGUGACUAUAGGUACUGGGUAUUAGUGAUGGUAAACUUUGUGUUUUUCUUUUUGAAAUGAUCCAUAUAACUGUUGGGUGCAUCACUGCUUUUCAAAGGGGCUGCAUACUAUAGGGUUAACUAUGUAUAUUCACGUUAAGAGUUAACUUGUGGUUUGGCUGUUUCCUGGAUUUUAAAACAUAUACAUGUGCAGAAAUGUAUUCAAAUGAAAGGAAGCAUACAUUUAUCAAGAUACUAUUAAAAUUGAACAUCAAGUAUAAUAUUUCAUUUGGAUUCUUUAUUUUUAGUUAUGCCUAAAAAAAUGCCUACUUGGAUUUCUUAAUUUGGAGAAGCUCUCUUCUGUGUAGAACAAGUGUUCUAAAGUAGCAUAGUGUUUUGUUUUCCUGUUGCAUGACGAACUUAAAUAUUCUUUCCAGCAGUGGAGGUGCUGUUAGAGUCCAGUGUUCUAGAAGAGGCAGUGUCUAAAGCCUAAUUUUACUUUUCUAAUUCUGGUAGCUAUUACCAGGAACUUUUGAAAGUUUUGUUGACGUAGUCUAAUAUUUUUUAUGUAAAGAGCAUUAAAUUUUGCUAUGUAUAAAUUUUUGUAACCUAACAGUGAAUCAAUAUUUUCUAUCAGUGCCAAGGGCUUCCUGUAGUUCUAUUCAAGUGUUACAAUAAAUAUUUGUAGAUAAUAGUCAA